UAAUUGGGAAUCCACAAAAUUAGAGGGUUGACGUAAGGCGUACUCAUUGCCGUGCCCAGGGCCAAACCGGUAGAUCGUCCUGCACAUCAUUCCGCUCGCCAAAACCUCUCCGAGGUAAUACCCGCACAUUGUUGCGCGUCGCUACACCGGCGGGAAUUCCACAUGUCGUCUGUGGUUUCGAUCAUUGUAACGAUUUUGGUAGUGUGUGCACCAAUAGCCGGAGGAUCAUCGUCGGUGAUUUCGAGUCCGAUUUCGUUUGGAUCUCGGUCGAUUCUGAGAUCAAUCGAGAAGGGUAAAGCUGAGAAGCCUGAUUACGCUGUGGAAUUGAACGCCACGAGCUUCGAUUCGGUGCUUAAGGAGACCCCUGCUACUUAUGCUAUUGUUGAAUUCUUCGCUCACUGGUGCCCUGCCUGCAGAAAUUAUAAGCCACAAUAUGAGAAGGUUGCCAAGCUUUUUAACGGAGCAGAUGCUGUUCAUCCAGGGAUCAUAUUGAUGACAAGAGUGGAUUGUGCCUUAAAGAUCAAUACUGAUCUCUGUGAUAAAUUCUCAGUCGGACAAUACCCUAUGCUUCUUUGGGGCCCACCUUCUAAGUUUUUGUCUGGGAGUUGGAAUCCAAAAGAUAAGAGUGAAAUACGUUCCAUUGACAAAGGACGUACUGCUGAACUAUUGCUAAAUUGGAUUAAUAAGCAACUUAAUGGAUCAUAUAGUUUAGAUGAUAAAAGAUUCGAGAAUGAGCAAAAUCUCCAUGCAAAUGUUUCGGAUCCUGGACAGAUUGCACGUGCUGUCUACGAUGUUGAGGAGGCAACCUCUACAGCUUUUAACAUCAUUUUAGAUCAUAAGAUGAUAAAACCAGAUACUUGGGCACCACUCGUCAAAUUCCUUCAACUUUUAGUGGUCCAUCACCCAUCAAGAAGGUGCCGUAAGGGAACUGCAGAAAUACUCGUUGAUUUUGAUGAUUUUUCAGCUGAUAACAAGAAAUCCCCUAAUGUUGGUGAGAGACAGCCACUCAGGAAUUAUAAAAUUUGCGGAAAUGAUGUGCCUCGUGGAUAUUGGAUGUUUUGUCGUGGCAGCAGGAAUGAGACUAGAGGCUUUAGCUGCGGAUUGUGGGUUUUAUUGCACUCACUUUCUGUAAGAGUAAGUGAUGGAGAAACUGAAAUGGCAUUUACCACCAUAUGUGAUUUCAUUCAUAAUUUCUUUAUAUGCGAGGAGUGUCGACAACAUUUUAACGAAAUGUGCUCAAGUGUUUCUAACCCUUUCAAGAAAUCCCGCGAUUUAAUUCUUUGGCUGUGGAAAGCUCACAACAAAGUUAACGAGAGGCUCAUGAAGGAAGAAGCAUCUGCGGAUACAGGCGAUCCCAUGUUCCCCAAAAUGAUAUGGCCUGCUCGACAACUCUGCCCUUCUUGCUACCGAUCCAAAAGCAGCAAAGAUGACGACAAGAAUGAGAUCGAUUGGGACGAGGAUGAGGUUUACAAGUUUCUCAUCGGUUACUACAGAGAGACACUCGCAACAUUUGUUAAAGUCAACAAACAGCUAAACAACAACAACCCCGACUCAGCAUUCGCCGACGAUUUGGCAGUUUCAGCGCACGCAGUUGUCGUGCCCAUCGGAGCUGCAUUGGCCAUUGCCGUUGUGAGCUGCCUGUUCGGCGCACUUGCCUGCUACUGGCGCCAGCGACAGAAAAGCCGGAAGUAUAAACAUCACCUACACUCUUUUAAAAAUAUAUAAUAUUAACCGUGUUUGUUGUUUGACAGCGAAAUAUUUAAAACCCAGAGGUACUACGAAAAAUAGGUGUUUGUAGUCAUAGCGAUACGCCGAGCUGGCCUUCUUAUUUAUCGUUUCCGCUAACAUUUCAGGCCUAGGAGAAGCUGGAACUGAAAUUAUUACAGGAUUGAUUGGUAGAGAAAAACACCGGUGAUUUCAAGCUCGAAUUUGAGGAACAAACAAACAGGUGAUGAAUUUAGAGUCUUGAACCAGAAAUUUUCCAGGGGGGCUUUUCGUUUUCUGGUUUCUCUUACAAAUGGAACUGUGUACAGAUAUAUAUAUAUAUAUAUAUUAUAUUUUUCA
This is a messenger RNA of Andrographis paniculata, 2064 nucleotides long. RefSeq names its product sulfhydryl oxidase 2-like. The transcript has 11 exons. The coding region runs from base 163 to 1725 and encodes 520 amino acids. Gene Ontology annotation, biological process: protein folding. Gene Ontology annotation, cellular component: Golgi membrane. Lineage: Eukaryota; Viridiplantae; Streptophyta; Magnoliopsida; Lamiales; Acanthaceae. The record is from RefSeq and is a predicted model, not a curated record. Gene Ontology annotation, molecular function: flavin-dependent sulfhydryl oxidase activity; protein disulfide isomerase activity.